Messenger RNA from Symbiodinium necroappetens, 675 nucleotides. NCBI's taxonomy places the organism in Eukaryota, Dinophyceae, Suessiales, Symbiodiniaceae. The record is from the annotation of a GenBank genome assembly.
AUGGAGUCCUACAACUUCGCCGUCCUGACCAACGUCCUCAUUGCCCCUGGCGACCCAAACCUGCACCAGCGGAUGCUGCUGAACGCCUACCGCUCUGUCUGCCCUGGUGGCCGCGUGCUUUGCAUCGUUCCGGCUUGGGAGAGUGCCAUGUACGUUAACAUGCGCUGCGACGAGGAGAAGUACGAAGGCCCCUAUUCCGUGGGCGUGGCGGGCCAGAAGCCCACGAGGGCGGAGGGCGCCGAUGUAGUGAAGGGCAUCCUCAGAAGGUCGGGUGUUCGGACGAAGCACUACCUGGAGCCGGAGUUCCGGCACCUGGCCGCGAAGGUCGGGCUUCAGGUUGAGAUGUGCGAGCGCGUGGAGUACAGCUGGAGAUCGGAGCUGGGUCUGUCUUCUGACUGCCAGGUGCCUCCGAGACUGCAAGACUCGCCACUGCCCUGGGACUGGCUGUUCCUCCUCCAACGCCCGGGCUCCGAGGAGACGAAACGACAGGGAUCGAACCCGGCCCUGAUCCAGUCUGACUCAGAGACUCGGCUACCAAAGCUCUUCCAAAACAAGGCAUCGCCAUCUCGGGGUGCAGACUCCUCGCAGGAGCUCUCCGCGAAGCCAACCGACAGCCAGAAGUCUUUGUUCAACCUCAUCCGCGGCGCCGGCUCUGUCUCACAGUGCGACCUCUGA